AUGGCGUCUCCAUCCGCUCGCGCUGCGUCGUCCCCGGUCUCGGAUCUCCGCCACCAGCAGCAGGAGGCUCUGGGCAAGAUCUUGAGUCGUCGAUCCAUGCGAGUCUGGUCCUCCAAGUCGUCCCAGGAGCGGAGCAGUCUCGCCGAGAGUCUGCUGCAGCUCUUCUCGAGCGGAUCCUCGUCUUCUGCAGCUUCCAGCGCCGCUGAAAUUGCGCAAAGACCCAUCACACGUCGUCCAGGCGUGGAAGAGGUCAAGAACUGCGUUCUCUCGAGCGUGUACCCAUGUCUUCCGCCUCAAUGCGACCCUUUACGUGGCGAGAUCUGGCAAGUGCUAUUAAACGUGUACAAACGCAACCAGCACGGCUCUGCAGCACAGGAAUUCGACCGCAUGUUGCAAAGACUCGGGAAGCUUCCUAGAGACCCUUUACUCGUGGACGAAUGCGGCGAUGUGGCCGAGAUCCUGGAGCCUUCAGACCUCAAGAGUAGAGAGAGGGUGCAACAGGAACUGGAGGUGCUGCUCAUGUGGUUCUUGACCACAAAGAGUGUGGCGUAUUCCACGGGCAUGGCUCGAGUGGUAGCCCCAUUUUUCCUACUCAAAAUGCCGCUGCCCACGAUCUACGACUGCUUCUACCAAUAUUGUGCCCAUUUCCUGCCCCAUUUUGUGGUCGCCGACAGCUUAUUCGCCGACUCUCCAGGCUUGAGUGCCGCGGGUGGAGGACAGGGCAGUAACCGAGGCAGUAGCAGCAGUAUGGACGAGGCCUUUUCCGGCCAGAGAGGCGCGCUGGAGAGAUCGAGCUCCAUGGACUCGACCUCGUCCUUGGUCGAGGAGAGUAAACGUCGUGCGGAUGAAGAAGAAGCGCAGACGUUGCGACGAGAACGACAGCAAUUGGUGGAGCAGCUGCUGAGUUAUCAUGCGCCCCAGCUCGCUCACUUUUUGAACCAAUGGUGUGGCAACGAGUGGAGGUCGGCCGGCAAACUGUUCGCAGCGGACUUUUUGCUGGGUCAUUUGUACCAAGUGGUCCCUCCUGCGGCGUUUGUGUACGUCAUAGACCAAUAUUUGCUGACUGGAGACUCGCUGUUCGGACUAUUUUUUGUGAUUGCGGCACUAAUUCAACGUGAAGAAGAAUUUAGCGUCUGUGGAUCAACGGAGCAAGUGCAGGACCAAAUUCGAGCCACUUUCGACUUGAAGGCGUUUGCUGACGAAGAGAACGUCCGCUUCUUGUGUCUCUCGGCCUCUCGGCUACGUAGUAAGACCCCCAGGACGUACAAGUGCUCGCAACGUGAAGGCUCCGCGGACAUCCGAUGCUGCUCGCGUCAAGCGAUCGAGAUCGCCUAUGGCUCGGGAGCUGGGAUGGCCGCAAAGAAGGUACGAGCUAAGUCCAGUAACAACUUGAGUGGUCCACCUUCUGGAGGACUCAGUGCGCCGUCCAGUAACGACCGCAAGUCUACAGCUGAAGCAGCAGUGGAUAUGUCGCAAUGGGUCAUGAAAGAGUCACGCUCGAUUGCGGGAAAGAUCUUUUGGUAUCAUACACAGACGGGCAAGACGCAGUGGGAGCAUCCAGCGGAGAAACAUGACCCGCCUUCAGCGUAUUUCGCGCUACCUGUGAGUGUGGAAGAAGUAGGAGCGCAACUCAUGGGCGGCGAGAAGCCUGGAGACCAGCAAGGAACAGGGUCUGGCAGUCUCCGCUUCUUUGUGGUUGACUGUCGAGGUUUACGCAGCUCUGAGGACCUGAAGAGUGGCCGUAUUCCGGUGGCUUAUACGCUGGACCCGUCUGUGUUUGACUCGCCCGAAUUGAUUGCGAAGAGCAUGGAAGCGUUCAACCCGAUGAAGUCACAAGUUCACGUCGUGUUGGUGGGUCAUGGAGUCGGCAUUCCGCAUGAGCUAGUGACGUCAGAAGAUGUCAAGACGAGUAUUCGAGAUGCCGUCCGACUGGAUACCGACUGUCUCAACCAGGCCGCUCUGUUCUUUCAGAAACGAGGCUUCCGAUUCGUGAGUACACUGGACGGUGGAUACUCGUCCUGGCACGCGUUCAUGCGUGAUCGUGCGGGUUCUUCUCCUCAAGAACUACUGAAUCACGUGGCAGAGCAGUGUGUGUACUGUCGCUAUGACACCAUCCUGCGUACAGGUGAAGAUCCAUGUAAAAAGAAGACCAAGUCGAAGCCGCGACGGAAGAAAGCCAUGCCGACGAUGACGUCGAUGCCCGUGAACGGUGGCGAGGGAGACGCCAGCAUCGUCUCGACCAGUGAACUGAACCGAACUAGCAGCACCAGUAUCGGCAGUAACGGCAGCUCUUCUAGACGUCAGCUGUCACUUUCUCGCAACUCGAUCACGUCCAUGAGGAGUAAACUGUCGGAGGUUUCGAUCCCGAAGAAGUGGAAUUGGAGACGACGAUCUUCAGCUGCGAGUGCCAGUAACCAGAACGACAGUGGGUCGUCGUCUGAGACGGCGACAGUUGAAGACGGUGGCAGUGAUCACGGGUCCUCUACGGACGACCAGGAAGAGAAGAGCGACGAGGUGACACACGAGAUGCUUCGUGCUGCUCUUGAAGAGCCUGAGGAUCCCAAUGUGGAGGCAGCAGAUGCCAGGGAUUCCAAGUUUGUGGGCGUCUUCACGAUAGACUAUAGCGAGGACGAAGAUGAAGACAACAAGGAACCUGCAGCGGAGAAUAACGAGACUGAUAGCGCCGAAGUGUUGAAGAGCACUGAACACGAAGAGGCUCCUGCCAUCGGAGCUGUUGCUGGAGCUGAAACUGAACCUACAGUGUUGGCAUGA
This is a messenger RNA of Phytophthora infestans T30-4, 2772 nucleotides long. RefSeq lists its product as uncharacterized. Gene Ontology annotation, cellular component: trans-Golgi network. The record is from RefSeq and is a predicted model, not a curated record. Gene Ontology annotation, biological process: retrograde transport, endosome to Golgi. Bases 1 to 2772 code for a protein of 923 amino acids. The transcript has a single exon. NCBI's taxonomy places the organism in Eukaryota, Oomycota, Peronosporomycetes, Peronosporales, Peronosporaceae. Gene Ontology annotation, molecular function: protein binding.